Messenger RNA from Penicillium nucicola, 1896 nucleotides. RefSeq names its product putative very-long-chain acyl-CoA synthetase family protein (CefD1). Lineage: Eukaryota; Fungi; Ascomycota; Eurotiomycetes; Eurotiales; Aspergillaceae. The record is from RefSeq and is a predicted model, not a curated record. The coding region runs from base 1 to 1896 and encodes 631 amino acids. Gene Ontology annotation, molecular function: long-chain fatty acid transmembrane transporter activity; long-chain fatty acid-CoA ligase activity. The transcript is spliced from 4 exons.
AUGGAUCUAGGAACCGCUGCCGCUGCCCUGCUGGGGGGUGCGACGGUCGCCAGCUAUCUAAAUGCCAAAUUUCAUAUCAAAAAAGACGUGUCGGAUAUACUCACCGGAAAGAAAGCCGAGCGUGAAUAUGCCCGGGCGGUCAGUCAGAGUCGCGGAAACCCCUGGUUUGUCUUCUUGGAGACGGUGAAACGUCACCCUGACAUGAACUGCCUAUGGACCCGCGAGCGAUCAUAUACAUAUCAAGAAGUACAGGAUCAGGCGUGCCAAUACGCCCAGUUUUUCCUAUCGCAAGGCGUGAAGAAGGGUGAGCUGGUAGCAGUGUAUCUGCAAAACAGUGCGGAGUUUAUGGUGGUGUGGAUAGCCCUGUGGAGCAUUGGAUGUGCCCCGGCAGCCAUCAAUUACAAUCUGGCAGGCGAUGCGCUCAUACAUUGCCUGAGGAUCAGUGGCGCGAAAUUGCUCCUCGUCGACGAAGAUGCGAGCUGCCAGGCACGGGUAGGGGAAUCGCAGGAAGCCAUAGCGGGCCUGGGAAUGAAUCCCAUGACGCUAGAUGGCUCUCUGAAAGCGCAGAUCAGCACGCGUCCAAAAUCCUUGCCGCCAAAGGAGCUGGCGAAGGGGAUCAAGGGCGAGUUCCCGGCCAUUCUGAUCUAUACCUCAGGGACCACGGGGCUGCCCAAGGGAUGUGCAUUCACCAUGGCUCGACUCUAUACCACCCUCUUCAUACGCCAUGGGAUGAUGGGGGAUACACCUGGCCCAGGUGGGGACCGGUGGUAUAGCUGCAUGCCUUUAUACCACGGCACUGGCGCGAUAUCACUGGCCUCGUGUCUAGUCAUGGGAGUCAGUAUCGCGAUCGGUCCCAAAUUUAGCGUACGCAACUUCUGGAAGGAUAUUCGCGACUCCGAGUCGACUCUCUUUGUCUAUGUUGGCGAGACGGCUCGCUAUCUACUGGCUCCGCCACCCUCGCCCCAAGACAAAAACCACAAGGUCCGGUGCAUGUAUGGAAAUGGCCUUCGCCCAGAUGUUUGGGAGCAGUUCCGGGAGCGAUUUGGAGUGGCCGAGGUAGGAGAGUUCUUCAACAGCAGCGAAGGAAUCUUCGGCCUCUUCAACUACAACUGCGGUCCAUUCACGGCCGGCAGUGUCGGCCACCAUGGACUGCUGAUGCGGGGGGUCCUGCAUAAUGUAUAUGUCCCGGUAGCGAUUGACCCAGAGACCGGCGAUAUUCUGCGAGAUCCCAAGACCGGCUUUGCGGUUCGCUCCCCGUAUGAGCAGGGUGGAGAGAUUCUGGUCAAUAUCCCCGGGGAAGAAGUGUUCCAGGGAUAUUGGCGCAAUGCCGAAGCAACUAAUAAGAAAUUCCUCCGCGAUGUCUUCAAGAAGGGAGAUCUGUACUAUCGCUCUGGGGAUGCUCUACGCCGACUGGAUGACGGACGUUGGUACUUCCUUGACCGGCUGGGCGAUACCUUCCGUUGGAAGAGCGAGAAUGUCGCGACUGCCGAAGUUUCCGAGGUCAUAGGGAAAUUCCCCGGCGUGACGGAGGCCAACGUGUAUGGCGUCCGGCUCCCUAAUCACGAAGGACGAGCCGGCUGUGCAGCGAUCCAGAUUAGCCCUGAAGCCCGUCAGAACUUCGACUACACAGCACUUGCCCGUUUCGCCCGCUCUAAGCUACCUCGAUAUGCUGUUCCGCUGUUCUUGCGUGUUGUCGAGAAUCCCACGCACAUCCAUAACCACAAACAGAACAAGGUGCCUCUCCGUGACGAGGGUGUAGAUCCUGCGCUUCUAGGUACCAAGGCUCCGGAAGGAAAGGAUGAUCACUUCCUUUGGAUCGCCCCUGGUGAAGAUAGCUACACGCCGUAUGGAGAGAAGGAUUGGAAUCGAAUAACAGAUGGAAGUGCACGUUUGUGA